Messenger RNA from Vombatus ursinus (common wombat), 2542 nucleotides. It is a transcript of the gene JUN, whose product is annotated as Jun proto-oncogene, AP-1 transcription factor subunit. Gene Ontology annotation, cellular component: transcription regulator complex. Bases 134 to 1186 code for a protein of 350 amino acids. The record is from RefSeq and is a predicted model, not a curated record. Gene Ontology annotation, molecular function: transcription factor binding; RNA polymerase II cis-regulatory region sequence-specific DNA binding; DNA-binding transcription factor activity, RNA polymerase II-specific. The transcript has a single exon. Gene Ontology annotation, biological process: regulation of cell cycle; regulation of transcription by RNA polymerase II; regulation of cell population proliferation. Lineage: Eukaryota; Metazoa; Chordata; Mammalia; Diprotodontia; Vombatidae.
CCCAGGCAGUCUCUUUCCUAAAACCCGCCGCUCCUUGCUCGCUUUGCGAGUCGCGGCAGACGGGCGGGCGGGCGGACAGACGCACAGACCGACGUCCACGCUCGGCCAGCUUGGAGGGGACCUGCUCUGUUCUAUGACUACAAAGAUGGAAACUACUUUCUACGACGAUGCCCUCAACGCCUUCGUGCAGCCCGAGAGCGGCGGCUACGGCUACAGCCAUGCCAAGGUGCUCAAGCAGAGUCUCACCCUGAACUUGGCCGACCCGGUGAGCAGCCUCAAGCCCCACCUGCGCAACAAGAACCCAGACCUGCUCACCUCGCCCGACGUGGGGCUGCUCAAGCUCGCCUCCCCGGAGCUCGAGCGCCUCAUCAUCCAGUCCAGCAACGGGCUCAUCACCACCACGCCCACGCCCACGCAGUUCCUGUGCCCGAAAAACGUGACGGACGAGCAGGAGGGUUUCGCGGAGGGCUUCGUGCGCGCCCUGGCCGAGCUGCACAGCCAGAACACUCUCCCGGGCGUCCCCUCUGCGGCCGCCGCGCAGCCCGGGAACGCGUCGGUGGCCGCGGGCAUGGUGGCUCCCCCCGUGGCCGCCCUAGCUGGCAGCGGCGGCGGCGCCGCCGGGGGCUUCGGCAGCCUGCACAGCGAGCCCCCGGUCUACGCGAACUUGAGUAACUUCACCCCCAGCUCGGCGCUGGGCAGCGCGCCCGCUUACAGCGGUGCCAGCGGGGGGGCCGGGGCCGGUGGCAGCAGCCUGGGCUUCCCUCCGCAGCCUACGGCCCCGCAGCAGCAGGCGCAGCAGGCUACCCCGCAGCCUCCCCUGGGCCCGCAGCUCCCGGGCGUGCAGCACCCCCGGCUGCAGGCGCUCAAGGAGGAGCCGCAGACGGUGCCCGAGAUGCCCGGCGAGACCCCGCCGCUGUCCCCCAUCGACAUGGAGUCCCAGGAGCGCAUCAAGGCCGAGAGGAAGCGAAUGAGGAACCGCAUCGCCGCGUCCAAGUGCCGGAAAAGGAAACUCGAGCGCAUCGCCCGACUGGAGGAGAAGGUGAAAACUUUGAAAGCCCAGAACUCGGAGCUCGCGUCCACGGCCAACAUGCUCAGGGAACAGGUGGCCCAGCUGAAGCAGAAAGUCAUGAACCACGUGAACAGCGGCUGCCAGCUCAUGCUAACGCAACAGUUGCAAACGUUCUGAGCGGCCCUGGGAGACGAGAGACAGACUCGGUUGGCCCGACGCGUUGGUUGCAUUUGGAAGAGAGACAGAGACAGAGACAGGCACAGCAAAGUGUCGGAGAGACGAUAGAUCAAGCUGCCCCGUGUUGAGCCCCGGCCUGGGCCGCCCCCUCCCCGCCCCUCCACGCACAUGUCGGGGCAGGACUGGCCAAGCCUUCGGCCUCGAGCUAGUCCGGAGCGGCCAAGCCCCCCAACAGUACCACUUGGCAGAAAGGGAUGGCCCCACCCCACCCCCUCCCUGCCGGACCUGGAGGGCAGAACCUGUCAGCUCCGUGUUUAACGUUGACCAAGAACUGCAUGGACCUCUAACAUUCGAUGAUCACUCAGUAUUAAAAGGUUUAAAAAAGAAAAAAUAGAAAAAAAAAAAAAACUUCAAUAGAGACUGUAGUUUGCUUCUGUAGUACUCUUUAAAAAAGUGGGGGGGAGGGGCGGGAGGGAGGUUUCUUAAGAGGAAAAAAAGGGGGGGGGUGGAAGGGCAAAGAAUACCAUGGACUCCACUUGCCUGUCUUUCAGUUAACUGUGUAUGUAUAUAUCUAUUUUUUUUAUUUUAUGAAAGCUGAUUAAUGUCAAUAAACAGCUUCAUGCCUUUGUAAGUUAUUUUAUGUUUUGUCUUGUUCCGUUUGGGCCCUACCAAGCAUUGUUUGUAAAUAAGAGAUUUGGAACACUCUGGGUAUAUUUACCCUUUGUAAUAAAGUAUAUAAUUUUUUUAUGCUUUUUGUUUCUGAAAAUUCCAGAAAGGAUUUAUUAUAUUUAAGAAAAUACAAUAAAAUGGUAAACUGUUCUACCCCCCCACCCCACCUUUUAUGCAUUGUACAGUUUUAGUAGUCCUAGGGGUGGGGGUGGGGCAGAAGCUGGGCUUUAGGACUGGAGGGCUUCCUUAAAUUUCCCUCUUUGCAAAAGCGCUACCUGCUUUGAGGAAGUGGGGGGCCAACCAGCCACUCCUUUGCUGUGGAAAGACACGUGCCUGAUGAGUAUACUACCACCAAAGUGUUUUCUCUUUAUUAUUCCUCCCCUCCCCCUCCCCAAGAAUCCCCACAUGAUUGUUUAUGAAACUGACAGCUCCGAGCUUUCAAGGAUGCAGCCUUGAAGUGUAGGAUUGUAUCCAAAGCCAUGUGCAGUUACAGCUCCUAAUGUGAUUGGCUCUUGGACAAAAGCUGCUCCUCUCCAAACCGGUCCUAGACCCGGGAAGGUACAGGAUUUACUCCAACUGGUGUCUCCUUUUUGUCGAACAAUCCCUAGGUAAAAAACAAGGUGAUCUUUGCUUAUGCAUAUUUAUGACAAUGCUGUUGUCACAAUAAAGUCAUUCACUAACCCUUUA